AGGGCGGUUAUUUAUCAAUGAAAAAUUAAUAUAUAUUCAUAAUAUUAUACACUGUAGAUCAGUUUCAAAAAGUAGGUUAAAACAACUUAAAUUAAAAAUAAAGUAAAAAUGCCUCUUUGUUUAGUGUAUACAAACAUGAAGCGAACGGAUUUAGACGAGAAGUUUGAGGAACGCAUGGCAAAAUGCAUUGCGGAAGUUACUCAGCUUCCUUUAGAGUAUAUUUACGUUACUAUUCAUCCCGAAUCGCCGACAUUUUGUGCUGGUUCCCGGGACCCUGCGAUGUGGUGUCAAAUUCAUUGCAAGAAGAUUUUUCAGGAUACAGCUAAUCUUCAAGAAUACUACAAAAAGUUCUUCGAAACAUUGAAAGAAACGACAAAACUGCCCGGAAACAGGAUAGUUGUAGAGCUGUUUGAUGUCCCAGUUGCAUUGGCGCAACUUGGAAACUAACAUGUAUUUUGGUCGAUUUAAUAUGUUUGUCUACAUCUAUGAGUACAUGUAACGCUAAAAAUUAAACUGAUGUAUCUUUG
This is a messenger RNA of Mercenaria mercenaria, 527 nucleotides long. RefSeq lists its product as uncharacterized. The coding region runs from base 109 to 447 and encodes 112 amino acids. The transcript has 3 exons. NCBI's taxonomy places the organism in Eukaryota, Metazoa, Mollusca, Bivalvia, Venerida, Veneridae. Gene Ontology annotation, molecular function: phenylpyruvate tautomerase activity. The record is from RefSeq and is a predicted model, not a curated record.